Messenger RNA from Anopheles cruzii, 2066 nucleotides. It is a transcript of the gene cbt, whose product is annotated as transcription factor Sp5. The transcript is spliced from 2 exons. The record is from RefSeq and is a predicted model, not a curated record. Gene Ontology annotation, biological process: regulation of transcription by RNA polymerase II. Gene Ontology annotation, molecular function: RNA polymerase II cis-regulatory region sequence-specific DNA binding; DNA-binding transcription factor activity, RNA polymerase II-specific. NCBI's taxonomy places the organism in Eukaryota, Metazoa, Arthropoda, Insecta, Diptera, Culicidae. Bases 185 to 1828 code for a protein of 547 amino acids.
UGUCACACACGUGUUCCGGUCGCAGUUCGAACAUCCGUUUCCGUUGCGCAAAACAGAACCAACCAGAAGCCAAAGUGCUGUAAAUGUGCUCAGUGUACCGGGAGACAGUUUAAAGAUCAUUUUACCGUGUAUCCGUGUCACGUGGACCGUUUGUGAGAACAGAAGCCAGAUAAGGAGGCUGCAGAUGGAAGGCAGAGCAGUCCUGUUGCUGUCCCCGCCGGCAACUCCACCGUUGCAGGACACCGCCGGCUAUGAGUCGGUGGAAAACUUGAAGAUGAAUAACGCAGUCAAAGCGGCACUGAAGCGCAAACUCGAGCUGGCGGCCACCGGGGCCGAGGAAGGAGACAGCGCGAGGCCACACUUCGCCACGCCGACCCACUCGGACGCGUCGGAGGACGAGUCGGAUCUGCCACCGCGGAAGCGCCAGUAUGUGCGCGAUCCGGAUCAACUGGAAACGCACGCCGCGCUCCAACAGCAACUGCAGCGCCAGCAACAACAGCAACAGACGCAGCAGCAGGAGCAGCUGGCAAUUGCGGCCACCACCUGUGCACCGACGCCCCCACCGUCCGAGUGUGGGUCCGGGUCCGAGGACGAAACGACCAAGUCCGGCUCGGAUGAGGAGCGGUGCUACUUUGAAAAUGGUGCGACCCCCGCCCAGGACGCGGCUGCGGCGCCCCGCGCCAGCGUGAUCAUGCGCAUCAACAAGGAUGGGUCGUGCACCGCCCCGAAGGAGGGCUCGGUUGCGGAGGAAUCCUGCGGCGGUGCGUCACUAAACAUUUUCCGCAGUUACAAAUUCAAAAUGGGUCCCCGGAUGUCACCACCUCCGGUGCCCGUCGUCUCCGUCGCCCCCUCAACCGCAGCCCUGCAGGAGGACGCCAAAGCCGCUACGAUGAUGGCCGCUCCAGUCGCCGGCGCUGGGAAGAGGAAGCGCAAGGAACUGACCCCCUGCCCGGUGUCACCGAUUCUCCCGAAAGCACCGCUCUCCGUUACAGCCGCCGCCGCCGCCGCCGCCCUGCCUGUGAUAGCUCCGAAGGUUGUGGCGACAGCGGCCCCGGCGGCGACAGCACCGCCCUCCACGACUCAGCUCAUCUUUGCCACCCAAAACGGUUACUUUCUGGUGCCCCCGCAUCACAACCUGCUGUUGGCCACGACGACGCCCACCACCGGUCUGGAGACUUGCGGGCGCCCCAAAUCACGCUCGACGGCCACGUCGUUCAGUGUGGCCCUUGCCGAACGGCAGCACCACCAGCAGCAGCAGCAACUGGCGACAAAGUCGCCCCGUGCUCCAACAAUCGCGCCACCUCAGCCGCCGGCGCCGCCAGCGGCCAGCAAACCGGAACGGCGCCGUAUCUACGAGUGCGAUCACCCGAACUGUGGCAAGAACUACUUCAAGUCGAGCCACCUGAAGGCGCACCAACGCAUCCACACCGGCGAGCGUCCGUUCAACUGCAAGUGGCCCGACUGCGGCCGCCGCUUCUCGCGCUCCGACGAACUGUCGCGCCACAAGCGCACGCACACCGGCGAGAAGAAGUUCGCGUGCGAGGUCUGCGAACGUCGGUUCAUGCGCAGCGACCACCUCGCCAAGCACGUCAAGCGCCACAACAAGGACAGCACCGCGGGCACGGCCAAAUCAAUCGCACCGAGCCGACGACGCAACGUCGCCCAAGCAGCUGCUAGUCAACAACCGUCGGCCGCCACCAGCAUUCUGCCGGCCGAGACCACCCUUACCAUGGCCCAGGCACUCUAUCAGGCCUCUGCCGGCGUCUUCCAACAGUCGCCGCAGCAGUUCAUGUACGCCCGGAGACACCCGGAAGACGGCAGCCAGUAAGGACGCAGCAAAAGCCAUUCCAGUGUCAAAGCAUCAUCCGCGAAUCUGCAACUUUCACCGCAUUUCGGGUUGGCGUGUUUAUCUCCUCGCACCGGUUGAGGAACUGCGGAAGCGGAUGGCCUGUUGUGGUGCACUCUACGGGGAGGCGUGGUUCCUUGGCCAGGGGCCGCUAUCUGUGAUCGUUUUUCUCUUACAAAUGGAAAACUCUACGAAACAUACACAUACACACUAGAGCUGC